Messenger RNA from Diorhabda sublineata, 1884 nucleotides. Its product is annotated as meiosis-specific nuclear structural protein 1-like. Gene Ontology annotation, cellular component: motile cilium. Gene Ontology annotation, biological process: cilium organization. The record is from RefSeq and is a predicted model, not a curated record. The transcript has 8 exons. NCBI's taxonomy places the organism in Eukaryota, Metazoa, Arthropoda, Insecta, Coleoptera, Chrysomelidae. Bases 171 to 1739 code for a protein of 522 amino acids.
AGAUUAGUUUCAAAUUGAUAGUUAAGAACUAAAACUAAAAAAGAAGACAAUAUUACACACUUCAUGAUUGUUUUGAUAUUUCCAUUUAGACAGUUUAUUUAAAUUCUGAAAUUGUGUCUUUCAUAUUUUGUGUCACAAUUAUAUUAAAAUUAGUAUCUGGAAUUGAAAUAAUGUCUGAAGAUAUUAGACGAUGCUUUAUUGAUAACACCCCUUCAAAAAAUGAAAUUAUUCAAGAACAAACAGUUCCCGACGUGCAAAAAAAAGAUGAUUCAAACGUUGAUUUUUUUAAAAUAAAGCCUCAUAAAAUGAUUCCACCUGAAAAAAGAUUGAACUCAGAAUUGAAUCUGAAAGAUUUUCAGUCAAGUCUUUUGCAACAUGUGGAAGAGAAAAAUGCCCACAGAAACUUUGAAAGAUAUGUUAAUAUGUACAGGCGAGAAUAUGAAGAGGAAGAGCAAGCAAAAAAGACAGAAUACGCUUUCAAAGAAAAACAACUCUACCAAGAGAAUGAAUUGGCCAAGGAAAUGGAUGUAAUAAAAAGAAAAGAAUUCAGAGAAGCAAAAAUGAGGCAACUUUUAAGACAGAACUCAAGCGAAUUACGUGAACUUGAAAGAAAAUUGAAGGCUGCCUACAUUAAUAAAGAACUAGCUGCCCAAAUCGCACAAAAUCAAGCUGAGAAAGUUAAUGAAAAGAUUCGAGAAUCGCAAGCACAUGAAGUCCUUAAACAAGCUUGGAUAGAUCAAGAAGAAUAUCAAAAACAGUGUAAGCAAGAAGAAAUGAUAAAAAAGGCACAAUACAAACAAGAACUUCAAGAACAAUUGAUUUUACGAGAGAAAAUAAAACGUCAUCUUUAUGAAGAAUAUUUAAGGGAGAAAAAAUUAAUAGACGAUAUUGUUCAACGAAUACAGGAUGAAGACGAACGAGAAGCUUACGAACGUUUUUGCAAAAUGAAGAAGACAAGAGCGGAAAUGGUUGCAUUCAAAAAUGCACAAGAAACCUGGAAGAAGAAAAGAAUGGAAGAAAUAGAAGAGGAAAAUAGGAAAAUAGAAGAAUAUCUCAUGACUAAAACUGCUGGAGUACAAGCUAGGCAACUAGAACUGGCUAGAAAGGAAGCUGAAAGAGAAAAAAUUAUUGAUGAUAUAGCCAGAAAAAUGUGUGAACAAAAGGAGAAGCAACGGGAAAGAGAAGAAAUAAUUCAAGACUUGCAAGAAGAGGAACAAAGAGCAAUUAUAGAUAAGCGUCAUAGAGAAGAUGUAGAAAAACAACUCAGAAUAAAAUUAGAAACUCGAGAAUGCUUAACUCAACAAAUGCAAGACAGGCAAGAACGAGCCAGGCAAGAGGCAGAAGAGGAUAGAAAAUACAAAGAAGAGCUGUUGACCAAAUUAGCUGAAGAUGCAAAACUGGAACAGGUAUCCGAUCAAAAGAGAAGACUAAAAAUGCUGCAAUUUAAAAGGGAUAUUGAACAGAUGAUGAAAGAAAGAAGACAGAAAUAUGCUGAGGAAUUCCAGUUAUUGAUAGAAAUAGAAAAAGAUGAACAACGAAAAGAGGAAGCCAGACGUCGCAUCAUAGAAGAAGAACGAAUAAAGAUGCUGCAGCAACAUGUCAAAAAUCUCAUUGGAUACUUACCUAAAGGGUUGUUAAAAGCUGAAGAUUUGCCACAUUUGGGAGCAGAUUUUGUAUCAAGUGCAUUAAAAGAUGAUCCUUCUACUAGUAAUGCAAUUAAUGUUUGUGAUAAAAGUUAGAGAUUGUGUAUUUUACUAAUCAUUGAGCCAAAUAUGUAUUAUAUUAAAUGUAUCUUUUAAUGUAUUACUUUCUUGCUUACUAAGCUAAAAAUGGUGAUAUUUUACAUUAUUUUCUGAAUAGUUUUAUAAUAAAUUAUUCUCUUAG